This is a messenger RNA of Diaporthe citri, 1992 nucleotides long. RefSeq lists its product as uncharacterized. The transcript is spliced from 4 exons. The record is from RefSeq and is a predicted model, not a curated record. Gene Ontology annotation, biological process: dephosphorylation. Gene Ontology annotation, molecular function: alkaline phosphatase activity. NCBI's taxonomy places the organism in Eukaryota, Fungi, Ascomycota, Sordariomycetes, Diaporthales, Diaporthaceae. The coding region runs from base 1 to 1992 and encodes 663 amino acids.
AUGAGAGCGAACCUCGAGCUGCUCGCCAUCGCGGCAGCUUCAUUUCCGGCGGUCCAUGCGCAGUACUUCCAACGUUUAGGCACGUGCCCGACGCUCGGCUGCAUUCUGCCCCCGGACCAGCAGGAUUUCCUCCCGGGUCAGGAGUUCGACAUCCGUUUUGAAGUCCACGCCCCAGUCAACGGCUCCGAAGCCAAUGGGGGUGAGCCUGAUCAGGACUUUACUGUGACCAUAGCCAAGGGGUCCAACGGCACCGCGACGAGUGUUGCCGAGUAUUUUGACCUUGAGGAACCGGAGGUCGAGACCUGGACAUUCUCGUGGUACGAGGAUCUCUUCGCCCAGGACGCCGGGACCAAGUGGGUUGUGAACGUUGCUUCUAAAGUAUAUCGCCGGAUCGCACUGUACGAGCCAGGAGAGUACACCGUGACGUUGAACUACUACGACGGCGAGCAGACUGAGGCAAAAUGGCUUGUGAGACCGUUGGCCGAGGAGAAGCGGGCGAAGAAUGUCAUCUUCUUCAUUGGUGAUGGCAUGACCACGAACAUGAUCACUGCAGCUCGCCUGUUGGGUCACAAGUCCAUCAACGGCCGGUACCAGAGCACGAUGCAGCUGGACAAAUUCCCUGUUCUGGGACACCAGAUGACGCACUCCAUCGACAGCUACAUCACGGACUCGGCCAACUCCGCCUCAGCGCUGUACUCGGGCCACAAGAGUUCCGUGAACGCAAUGGGGGUUUAUGCGGACUCUUCGCCCGAUGCGUUUGACGACCCCAAGGUCGAGACUAUCGUGGAGCUCUUGCGCCGCAUACACGGCUCUGCAUGGGGCGCCGUGUCUACCGCGUUCUUGGCAGAUGCCACUCCUAUCGCACUGACCGCACACACCCGCUCGCGAGGCAUGUACGGCCCGCUGAUCGAACAGGCCCUGAACGGUGUCUCCAAUUAUUCCUGGACAUACGCUGGUGCUCCUGACGUCUACUUCGGUGGCGGUGCAGAGCAGUUCUUGCCUGGGUCUGGCUCGUACCAAGGCAAGGAUUACUAUGCCGAGUUUGCCGCGCAGGACUACGCCAUCUCUCUCAACAAGACCUCGCUCCUCGAGCUAUCGAACGACUCCAAGGCUCUCGGCGUCUUCUGCCGGUCCAACUUCCCGGUGUGGCUCGACCGCAAUGUGUUCCCGGACGUCCUGAAGACCUUCACCAACGACCCUGCCGGUACGAAGGCUCCUGCGCUUGACCUCCCGGGCCUCAAGGACAUGACCCUCAAGGCCGUCGACAUCCUCAACGAGCGCGGUGGUGACAAAGGCUUCUUCCUGAUGUCGGAGGCUGCUUCCAUAGAUAAGCAGAUGCAUGCCCUGGACUACGACCGUGCCCUGGGCGACCUCCUCGAGCUCGACGACACGGUCCGGGCCACCGUAGACCACCUCAAGGAGCUGGGCAUAUUCGAAGACACCCUGAUAGUCGUUUCAUCGGAUCACGGCCACGGAUUCGACGUCUUCGGCAGCGCGGACACAAAGUACAUGGCCUCCAAGGACACAGACCGCGAGAAGCGCAACGCAGUGGGCGUGUACCAGAACUCCGGGCUGUCGCAAUACACGGUCGAGGUCGAGGGCGUGGGCUACAGCACGGGCCCGAACUUCCCCGUGAACUGGGACCCGCGCUACGUGAUCGCCUCGGGGCUCGGCGCGAGCCCCGACCGCAGGGAGACGUACCGCGUCAACGACAAGAAGCCGAGGACCCCCGCGACCAACAUCUCCGGGUUCGACAGCGACGACUACUUCGUCAACCCCACGGACAACGUCGGGGGUUUUGUUGUCAAUGGCACCCUGCCCACCAACGAGGCGCAGGGCGUGCACUCGCUCACCGACGUCGCUGUCUUCGCGAUGGGGCCGUGCCAGGAGCUGUUUGGAGGCGUGUACAGCGCGAUUGAUAUAUUCUACAACAUGGCUGAAUGUUUGGGUCUGGCGCUGCCGACAAAUGUGACAGAUGGAUAUGACUUGUAG